This is a messenger RNA of Bombina bombina (fire-bellied toad), 3635 nucleotides long. RefSeq names its product integrin subunit beta 1 (gene ITGB1). Gene Ontology annotation, cellular component: cell surface; focal adhesion; integrin complex. NCBI's taxonomy places the organism in Eukaryota, Metazoa, Chordata, Amphibia, Anura, Bombinatoridae. The transcript is spliced from 18 exons. The record is from RefSeq and is a predicted model, not a curated record. The coding region runs from base 233 to 2632 and encodes 799 amino acids. Gene Ontology annotation, molecular function: C-X3-C chemokine binding; integrin binding; collagen binding involved in cell-matrix adhesion. Gene Ontology annotation, biological process: cell adhesion mediated by integrin; integrin-mediated signaling pathway; cell-matrix adhesion.
UCACUCAGUCAGGGUCGGGCGCUACUAGGGGAACUUCCUAUUCACAGCAAGGCGAGUCCCACCCUUCCCGCAGACGAGGCUUUUUCAGUGUCCCAGCCUGGUGCUUGUCCCACUGCAGGGUAGAUGGGCGGCAAACCGGAGCUUCACCUAGCAAGUUUGGAUGGUUUACCUGAACUCUGCCUACUAAAUCUUGUCUGUUAGCACAUGCCUUUGCUUUUUCUUGUCCCUGAAGAUGGUGCGCAGUCUAACUUUAUUGGCACUGUUGUGCUCACUUGUACAUGCAAAUGCUCAGCAAGGUGGGACUGAAUGUUUAAAAGCAAAUGCCAGAUCAUGUGGAGAAUGUAUCCAAGCUGGACCAAACUGCGGCUGGUGCACAAAACCAGAUUUUUUGCAAGAAGGAGAACCAACAUCUGCACGCUGUGAUGAUUUAGCUGCACUUGCAAGCAAGGGGUGUUCUGGAACAGAUAUUCAGAACCCAAGAGGAAGCAGCAAAAGUCUCAAAGAUGUUCCGAUAACUAAUAAGCGCAAGGGGGAGCGUAUGGACCCUGCAACAAUUACCCAGCUCAGGCCCCAGCAAUUAGAAUUUCAGCUGCGAUCUGGUGAACCACAGACUUUUAAUUUAACAUUCAAAAGAGCAGAAGAUUACCCUAUUGACCUUUACUACCUUAUGGACCUCUCAUAUUCUAUGAAGGAUGAUUUGGAAAAUGUGAAAAGUCUUGGAACAGCUCUCAUGACAGAAAUGGAGCAAAUCACAUCAGAUUUUAGGAUAGGUUUUGGAUCUUUCGUAGAAAAAACAGUAAUGCCUUACAUUAGUACAACUCCUGCUAAACUUAUCAACCCUUGUACAACUGAGCAAAAUUGCACUAGCCCAUUCAGCUAUAAAAACGUACUGAACCUCACAAGUGAUGGAAAGUUGUUCAAUGAUCUUGUCGGCAAACAGCAAAUAUCUGGGAACCUGGAUUCUCCAGAAGGAGGAUUUGAUGCAAUCAUGCAGGUUGCAGUCUGUGGAGAACAAAUAGGGUGGAGAAAUGUCACCCGUUUGUUAGUGUUUUCCACUGAUGCUGGAUUUCAUUUUGCUGGCGAUGGUAAAUUAGGAGGAAUUGUUUUGCCAAAUGAUGGAAAAUGUCACCUCCAUGAAAACAUGUACACAAUGAGCCACUAUUAUGACUAUCCCUCAAUUGCUCAUUUAGUGCAAAAACUAAGUGAAAACAACAUACAAACCAUCUUUGCCAUCACUGAGGAAUUUCAACCAGUUUACAAGGAACUAAAAAAUUUAAUACCAAAAUCUGCAGUGGGAACCCUGUCCGCCAAUUCCAGUAAUGUUAUUCAGUUGAUUAUUGACUCCUAUAAUUCUCUUUCUUCAGAGCUGCUUUUGGAAAACAGCAAAUUGCCAGAGGGUAUAACAAUCAACUAUAAAUCAUUCUGUAAAGAUGGAGUAAUAGGUACUGGAGAGAAUGGAAGGAAAUGUUCUAACAUAUCGCUUGGAGAUCAGGUGGAAUUUGAGAUAAGUGUGACUGCUCAUAAGUGCCCCAAAAAAGGUCAGAGUGAAUCUAUCAAAAUCAAGCCAUUGGGUUUCAACGAAGAAGUAGAAAUUCUUUUAAAGUUUAUCUGUGAAUGUGACUGCCAGGGCGAGGGAUUUCCCAAUAGUGAGAAUUGUCAUUUCGGUAAUGGAACCUUUGAGUGUGGAGCCUGCAGAUGCAAUGAGGGUCGUAUUGGAAAAGAGUGUGAAUGCAGCACAGAUGAAGUAAAUAGCGAAGAUAUGGAUGCUUACUGUAGAAAAGAAAACAGCACUGAAAUUUGCAGCAACAAUGGGGAUUGUGUAUGUGGUCAGUGUCAGUGCAAGAAAAGGGAAAAUCCUCUUGAAGUCUACUCUGGCAAAUUUUGUGAAUGUGACAACUUUAAUUGUGAUAGAUCUAAUGGUCAGAUUUGUGGAGGAAAAGGUACAUGCAAGUGCAGAGUAUGUGAUUGCUUCCCUAAUUACUCUGGUAGUGCUUGUGACUGUUCAGAAGAUACAUCAACCUGUUUGGCUAAAAAUGGACAAAUAUGCAAUGGACGAGGAAUUUGUGACUGUGGAAGGUGCAAAUGUACAGACCCAAAAUUUCAAGGGCCCACUUGUGAGAUUUGUCAGACCUGUCUUGGAGUUUGUGCUGAACACAAGGAAUGUGUCCAGUGUAGAGCUUUUCAAAAGGGAGAGAAGGCAAAAACCUGCUCAAAGGAAUGUAUGUAUUUUAACUACACCAUGGUGGAUAGUCGUGACAAGCUGCCACAACCAGGCCAGGCAGAUCCACUCACUCACUGCAAAGAAAAAGAUGCUGAUGAUUGCUGGUUCUUUUACACAUAUUCAGUCAAUGCCAACAAUGAAGUUCAUGUCCAUGUUGUGAAGGAUCCAGAAUGUCCUAGUGGCCCCGAUAUAAUUCCAAUUGUUGCUGGUGUUGUUGCUGGUAUUGUUCUCAUUGGACUGGCAUUACUGCUGAUUUGGAAACUGCUUAUGAUUAUUCAUGAUAGAAGAGAGUUUGCCAAAUUUGAGAAGGAGAAGAUGAACGCAAAAUGGGACACGCAAGAGAAUCCAAUAUACAAGAGUCCUAUAAAUAAUUUCAAGAAUCCAAACUAUGGACGAAAAGCUGCUCUUUAAGCCUGUGGUGAAAAUCCUAUCUACAAGAGUGCAGUAACGACGGUGGUUAAUCCAAAGUAUGAGGGAAAAUAAUCCUGAAUGUUUCAUAACACUUUAUGCAAAAUAGCAUUCUUAUUUUGUAACUGACAGCAAAUGCAAUCAGGCAAUAUAGAAAUGAUUUACUAAUUCAUUGUAAUGUAAUUGUAUCGGACUGUACAGUUCAUAUAAAAUGUUUCAGGAAAGUGUAAAUGGUGCCAUGGGACUGUUUAGUAUUUUUAACACACAUAAUGUUCUUUACGGUCACUUAAGGUCACUCUGUGCCUAUUUGACUUCCUUCCUCUUUAAUUUACUUUUUUUUAUAGUUUUGAGGAAGGUGUAUUUCUAAAACUUUGCCAAUCAGAGUAUUUAAAUUGAUUUAUUAAGAAAUUUGAGCUGGGAAUUAAAGAAGUCAAAACAGUGACACAUACCUCAGAUUUUAUUACUGUUCGUUUUGUAUGUGAAAGUAUCAACAAUGGUUUAACAAAUAUUGAAAAUAACUACUGCACGGUAAUGUAAGUGAAUAAGCAAGCUAUUUUGGAUAGACAUUCAAAUGCUCCCUUGUAACAUGAAUGCAAUGCUGACUUUAGUUCCCAGCCAAAAAAAGUUCACUGUCUUAUUCAGUGGCCUUAAAUCAUGUCCUAAAGUUCUGUACUUUUUUGUAGAGGCUUUUUAGCCUUCCUGUAUUUUAUGUACCGUAUUAUGAGAACAUUUCAUCUACAUUUGCAGUUUUGCUAUAACUUUAAUUUAAACGUUUUACCGAUGACAUGCUUUGAAAUGGCAAUAUACUUGGACUGUCAUUGUUUUGGGAGGGGGGGUUGUUUUGUAAAAUAAAUUUGUGCCAUGCUCAGUCAUUCAUAUUAGCUUUAGGUCCUAAUGUUUCACAUUUUGUCACAAUCUCUUGUUUUUAAGUGCCUUUUUAUUUGUGUUCACUUUUUACAAUACUGUCAACUGAAGUUAUUUAUUAAAUAAAACUACUCAAAUACCA